CCCUGAUGUCACUUUGAGGGCUCCAACGCCACUGACGCAGUCGUUCCGCUGGCGAAUAAGCGAAGGUCGGCAUCUCCAGUACGUCUGCCUGCUCGACGCCUCCUCAAGGGCGUGGGGCGGGCUAUCCACUUGCAGGGCGACAGAGGGAGGCCAUACACCUCCCUCCCACCCUCCGCUCUAUGCUGCGUCUGUCGGCAGUGGACGAAUACCCCUACCAAGUGGGCGGCCACACGCAACUGGUUAAGCCGAGGGGCAGUGCACUCGUCUACAAGCCACUCAAUGCAAACGAACACCGUUUCUACGGUACACGUGACAGCGACACGCGACACACAGGAAGGCUGACUGACCGACUGGGCGCAUGUACUGUAGCUGUCUGUGUUGGGUGUGUGUGCAUUGCAGAGAAGCUGCGUGCGUUGGGUGGGACUUGUGUGGUUGAGGCUCAUUCGGCGCUGCAGCUGAUCCGGAAGUUCACGCCGCGUUACUUCGGCAGCAAGGAGGUGGUGCUGGGGUCGGGUCACAUGAUGCAGGUCAUCAUGCUGGAGGACUUGGUCGACGGCUUCCGCCGCCCGUGUGUGCUGGACCUCAAGAUGGGCCGCCGGCAGCGGAAGCUCAACGCAUCGCCCGAGAAGGAGAGGCGGCAGGAGAUCAAGAGCCUCACAACCACAUCACAUAGCCUGGGAUUCAGAAUGUACAUAAGAAACGAUGCGGUCACACAGACACUCAGACACUUGUAGACUCUUACAUGAAUGAGACCAUUCUGUCUGUCUGCCUGUCUGUGUGUGGGUCCCUCCCUGUGUGUUUGUCGUGCAGUUGUGGGUGUCAGUUGUACGAUCGCCAGGCUGAUAGGUAUCACCUGAGGUCCAAACUCUGGGGCCGAAGGCUCGACGAAGGUAGGUCAGCAGGGCAACGGCAGGCACAACACAAUGAGCACACACUGGUGGCGCGUGCAGACACUGACUGCAUUUUGUGUCUUGUCUGGUCUUGUCUUGUCUUGUGUUGUGUGCAGGUAUGGUUGAGAGGACGUUGGAGUUGUUUUUGUACGAUGGCCAUCGUGUGGAGGCCAACCUCAUCCUGCCGCUGCUUGAGAAACUUCAGACCCUCGCCAAAGGUACACACCACAAGGCAGCAGCGGCCCCAUCCCUCUACACACCCACGUCACUCGCGUGUCUGUCUGUGUGUGUGUGUGUGUGUAUGUAUGUGUGUGUGAAGGUAUCGGCGAGGCGCGGCACUAUCGCUUCUGGUCCUCGUCGCUGCUCGUCGUCUACGACGGGGGGCUCCCCACGCCGCACGAGCGAUGCAAGGUAGGGUAGGCAUGUGAUGUGCACACGCAUGGAGACACACAACACACCACACCCACACACGCUGCCUCUGUGUGGGUCCCUGUGUGUGUGUCCAUCCAGUCGGUGGACAUUCGUCUGAUAGAUUUCGCCAACACGAUCUACCUGGCCGACAACCCAACGGCCGACUGCGAGUACCUCUUCGGGCUCAAGAACCUUAGCGACGUCCUGCAGCGCAUCGCCACACGACACACACCUUCAGCCCUCGCGCCACCCCCUCUCCCACGCGCACACUCGUCGCCACACCACCCUCACCCUCACCCGGCAGCCCAGCAGCAGCAUAAGCUGGAAGACCUGCUGGCCGACAUCGACAGCCACGUGUGUGUCGGGGAGGACACCGAUGACGCUGCCGCCGGCCGGCUCGGGAGCUGCCGUCCGCAGAGGCGUGAGCCCUCAGUGGUGUGUGUGGUCAAGCGGCGAGGCAGCGACUGGACCGACCGGCGAACCAUCGCACGGCCCCGCACGUCGACGGAAGAGGGCCGGGGGGAGGGUGAGGGCACGCCAGCAAUCGGCACGGACGCGUCUGUGCGGGCAAGGAGGGAGAGCAAAGUGCUCGACAACAUGGCUCCACCCGCACAGACGCAACCUGAUACGGUCUGGCGGGGUCAGGUGUCCAGUGAUGAUAGCUCCAAGUCGACGUCUCUAGUGGGCGGGGAGUCGCUGUGGGUGCAGUUGGCUUCGACAGAGACCCUCCAGGCGCCGAGCGAGACGGCCGAGGGGGAGACGCCGGCGGCUGGGAGUCUGAGUAAGCAUUGAGAAGAGGCAGGGAUGAACAAGCAAGGUGACAAACACCGGCAUCUGUCCAUCCUCCGUGUGUUUGGUGUCUGUCAGUGAAUCCUCGUGAGCUGGGUUGGUUCGGUAGUGGUGUCAUGUCGCUGGCUCCGGCGGCCGACACGGACAUCGAGAGAGACACUGUUGGUGGUGUUGCUGAGCAGGGUGAGGAGGGGCCGAGUGGUGGUGCUGGCGUAGCGGGGGCGGUGGUGAUGGGUGUGGAGGACGACCCAUGCGACACGUGGGAUAUGCCGAUGGAUGCCGGCCGUGCUGGGCGGUGGGAUGGCAUUGGUGGCUGUGAUGACGAUAGAGCGUCCGAGAUGGCAGAUACCGACCAAUACUACUGCCUCAGGCAGGCAACACACACGCACCAUACCAUCACAGACACAACCAACCGAGGCUCAUAUAUCUAUGUCUUUUGUGGUGGCCUGGCCUGCCUCUCGUCAUGCAAUCAACGCAGGCGCUGUCUCUCUGCCCCGCGCAUAGGCGGCAGCAGCGCAUCCCACCACCACCUCCUGGCGUUGAUCGAUGACCUACCUGAGGACCAGACGACCUACGCUGUCGUCCACAUGAGCGACGACAAGGAGCCCUACCUCUGGCUGCCCUUCCCAUCACACCCAUCCCGGCCGCCCCCCUGCUACCUCUACUCAUCCUACACACAAGACCAGCAGCACCCCCACCACCAUCAGCAGGCGCCAUUCGGCCGCUCCCCCUGUCCGUCAUUCCUCGACCCCACCCCACCCAACUCGGCCAGGAGCACACCCGCCACAGGGCCGCUUAUCGAUGGUGAGCAGGACGGCACGGCGGGAAAUGGUGUGUUGUCAUCGCUUCUGCCGGCGCCGCUGUUUCCGCCCGAUACGCCCUGGGCCCACCCGCCUAAUUGCAACACCCAGGCGUCCUUCCCCGCCCCCGCCCCCAGCCCUCCCUUGCAGGAACAGUCGUCCCAUGGCAGCUGUGACGUCAGCCCCAACCACAGUGCUUUUGGGAACAUCGCCUCAGCGCCGCCGCUCAGCCACCUGGCAGCAUCACGUGCCAACACCAAGGUCACCAUCCCGCCGCCGCCCGUCCCCUCUGACUCGCCCGACUCUCCCGUGCGUCUCCAUUCGCGAGGGCUGCGACGAUGCACCACGUCUGAGCAGCACACAGGGGCGUGCAGCCCGAUGAGACCGUUGGGACUGCUGACACCUGCGAGUCGGUCGUUUUAUCGGGGCGGUGAAGGGGGCGGUGGUGCGCCGGUGUUUCUGAACCGGCUGGCCUCCUUCCCUGCGGGCGUGCGUGGUGGUGGUGGGGAUAAAGAGCCGACAACGCCCAUAUCCUUCUCUGUCCUCAAGCGGCGCAGCAAGCCCAAGGCCUCCCGCCCGAACUCCCUGCCCCCGAGGUCACGGAUGCGUCCUCGCCCCCUGCUUAUCCCCUACCAUCGUCAGCUCAGCGCAGCGCAGAAGAGGUCUCCCGACCAGCAGCCUGCGAGUUCGAAGGUGGUCGAGAGCGGGGCCAGUGGUGGUGGUGGGCUGCCGUCUCCCACCUCGGUGUGUGAGCGGGGGUCGUGCUCGUCCGAAGACUCCACUGCGGCCCGCACGGGCUGCAUCUCAGCGUCGGCCUCGCCGCUGGCGUCACCCACUGACGCCCAGACGGAGGCCACACCCGUGCUGCAGACGGCGGACAGAGCGGGAGAGAAUGCCACGCCGACGUUCCCUCUGCUGCCGACUUCCCAUGAGUCGAACGCGUCGUUCCCCGGUGCGGAUGGUGCCACCAUCACACUGGUGCACUGCGGUGGUGGUGCUGUUUGGAGGGAGAGGGCGAGCAGCCUGGUGGGUCGGUGCAUCGAGAGCAUGAGGGGGGAGAGGAAGGAGUGAGGUGGUGCACUGCAAGUGAUGGAUGGGCUGAUAUGAUGGGCUGGUGAUUGAUUGGUGAUAUCGAUCUAUCGUUUUGUAGAAGGGAGGGAGUGAGGGUAUGUAUGGCGCACCCACCGCACAGAAGUGUUUUCUCUGAAAGGUGGGUGGCAUCCAUGGCACUUUUUCGUUGGUUGGUGGGUUGGCUUGGUCUGUGGGCACAGUGAGGCCCCCUCCCCUCCCGCAGCAAGCAAGAGUGAUGGAUGAUAGGCGGGAGGGAGGGAGGGAGGGGCCUCACAAUGUGCCCACACAAAGGGGAGGGAGGCAGGGAGGGAGACAAGGAAAGCUGCAGGGAGCGACAGAGAGAGAGCUGCCCGCCUGUCUGCCGUGUAUGUCUGUGUCUAAUUUGAGUAGUGUCGUCUAUGGCUGGCUGGCAGGCAGGCAGGCAGGCUGCAGCUGAUGAGAGAGCGAUGAUAUCCUGCAAUUAACAGUGGGUGCAUUUGUAUGUCGUGUGUGUGUGUGUGUGUGUGUAUGUGGGCACCAACUGCACAGACACACGCGAGCGCAGAGCAGAGCAGGCGGCAUCUGACUCACUGGGUGAGUAGGGGAGGGAGGGAGUCUGUCUGUCUGUGUGUCUGUCAUCAAUCUAACCAUGGGUAUGUUUGUACGUAUGCGACAGACGGACAGGUGCAAUCGCCGUCCGUCAAAAGUCUUGCUUGGCUGGCUCUGUAACCACACCACACCUACACCCCCUAGGGCGCCUUUCUGGCCUCAUUUGUAUGCCCACACACGUCCUGCUGCAGACUGCGGGACGGCGAACGAACGAGUGCAUUGUGCAUGCCUAUGUGUAUUCCUGCCUUCUACCGACUGACUGACAGUCAAUGGCUUUUCCUGCUGUCGUGCCGUGCCGUGCUGUGUCGUGAAAUGUGCUCGUGCUUACGCUUUCUCUCUCUCUUGACCACACACACACACACACACACCCUCACGCACACCAACUCACUCACUCACCUUCUGCCCAUUUGCUUGUACAGGUAAAGUAAUCCGCUAUCUCUCGUCCUCCCACAAUUUUGACGAAAAGGCCCCCACUCAGCCGCACGGGCUGGCUGGGGGCGUGUUUCUUCGUCACCAUGCGUGUGUGUGUGCGCGUGUGUGCGUGUGUAUGUGUGUGUGUGCGACUCUCAUGUGUAUGCCGUGCUAUCGGCUCUGUCUGUAUGGAUGUAUGGCUGUGUCGGUCGGUGUGUCGGGCAUUGAUGUGUGUGUAUUCAUUCAUCAAUCUGUCGCUCGCUGGCAGAGGUACGUGUGCCUGGCUAUCCCUCCCCCGUUGCUUCGCUUCACACUGGCCGGCCGGCCCUUCCAUUCCUCUCUCGUCUCGCGCUCUGCACACCUGCAUGGAUGGAUGGAUCCCAUGUCAUGAUGGAUGCCAUCCAUCCAUGUAUGUGUGCUGUUCAAGUGCUCGCAUCUCCCUCUCUCUCUAUGUGGGUGCCUUCCUGUCUGCCCUGCCUGCAGUGGGUGAGGGAGUGGUCAGAUGGAUCUUCUCCUGAGUGUGAUUAUUGUGUCCCUCCGUGUGUGUGUGAGUGUGUGCGUGACAAUUUUGACUUGCACGCUGGAUGGUUGACUGACUGGAUGCCGUGUGGUGUGCGGACGGGUGGUGGAAGAGCCACCGCGCGCAGUGUACGAUACAAAGAUAAGCAGGCAGACAGGGAGGAGGAGGGAAGCGAUGUGUAUGCGAUGGAGUCUGUCUGGAACGACGCUGUUUUUUUGCUUUUCUAGUCUUUGGACGGCCCGGUGACCUACGCGUGUAUGUGUGUGAGCGAGCCGUGCCCUGCCCCCAUUUUCCCGCCUUGACCGUCGCGAGCGGAGGGCGCAUUGGGGUUUUUUGGCCAAUCGAUCGAGGCAGCCAGGCUAGCGAUGCAGGCAGGCAGGCAGGUUAUAUGGACAGAUAUGGACGGAAACAGGAGGACCUCGUGUGAGUGGAAAUGACUGGUGCAUUGAGGUGCCGGAGGAUGGCGGUUAGCGAGACGACCUGACACACACACGCAUACGCACACCAACCACACACGCAGAGAGAGAGGGGGGGGGCCAACUUGAGGGGCAGAGAGGAGAGACACAUCGGAUGGAGGUCUGUCUUCUUCAGUCAGAAUGUAUUCUAACCGGCUGUGUGCCGCGUGCUGCUGCGGCACUGUGUGGGAUGAGUGGUAGGAGGGAGUUACUUACUUGUGCGUGGGUGCGUGGGACUAACCCGCCCACUGCCCACGCCCCCGCGCACCGAGGUCAUCGAGUUUUUGUUUGUGUCACUUUUGGCGGGAGGGAUCGGAUCCUCUGGACGGAGUCUUUGUCAACUGGCUGGCUUGGUGGAUGCAUACGUGCAUGCAGGGGCAGGUAUACGUCAUGAAUGUGUGGUUUGUGUGUGUGUGUGUG
This is a messenger RNA of Vitrella brassicaformis, 6355 nucleotides long. NCBI's taxonomy places the organism in Eukaryota, Vitrellaceae. The record is from the annotation of a GenBank genome assembly.